CCGGCAUCGGCCCAGUUUGGGGUUGACGUAGGCGGGCAGAACUUUCCAGCCCAGCAGACCUAAUUGAUCCCAUUCACUGCUGCCGGCUGCAAUACCGCAAUGGCAUUCUCAAAGGAAGCCGCCUCGUGGCUCUCGCCGUCUCCCGUACAGCUGUCUCCGGUUCCCCAACCCGGACAGCAGGCUCCAUCUUGUGCACAGCUGCCCCUCCCAGCCAACAACAGCAAGCCAACUAUCAUAGCCUUCCUCCGGCACUGCGGAUGUCCUAUUGCGGAGGCAACGUUCCUGGAUCUCCGCACUGCCGCCGAGAAACACCCCGAUAUCAACUUCGUCGCUGUAUCGCACAGUGACCAGCCUUCGACAGACAGGUGGCUGGAAUCAGUGGGUGGCGCAGGCAGCCCCGAAGUUAAUCCAGUGGUAGUUGUCGUCGAUGCUGAGCGCCAGAUCUACGCGCAAUGGGGCCUGGGCAUCACCUCUUGGAGCCAUGUCCUGAGUCCAGGUGGACUCCUGUCCAUCUGGAAAUUGGGGCGGGAGAAGGGUAUUUGGAACCGGCCGACGGAAAGUGGCAGUCGAUGGCAGUUGAGUGGCAACUGGGCGGUUGAUGCCGACAGCAUUGUGCGCUGGGGGCGGCCUGUGAAGAGGGUAGAUGAGCUGAUGGAUAUUGAGCAGGCGAUUGAAGCCAUCAAAAAGCCUUAGUCUAUGUAUCCUUGACG
Aspergillus ibericus CBS 121593 is the source of this 710-nucleotide messenger RNA. RefSeq lists its product as uncharacterized. The transcript is spliced from 2 exons. NCBI's taxonomy places the organism in Eukaryota, Fungi, Ascomycota, Eurotiomycetes, Eurotiales, Aspergillaceae. The record is from RefSeq and is a predicted model, not a curated record. Bases 100 to 693 code for a protein of 197 amino acids.